Molecule: messenger RNA, 3505 nt
Organism: Loxodonta africana (African savanna elephant)
Lineage: Eukaryota; Metazoa; Chordata; Mammalia; Proboscidea; Elephantidae
Product: large ribosomal subunit protein uL23-like
Exons: 1
Coding region: 3035-3505 (156 amino acids)
Biological process (GO): translation; ribosomal large subunit assembly
Cellular component (GO): ribosome; cytosolic large ribosomal subunit
Molecular function (GO): structural constituent of ribosome
Source: RefSeq, a predicted model, not a curated record
UCCAAGUGAGCAAUCUGUUAACUUCAGGGAAAGCAGGCCUAGAAAGUACUGGGACUUUGUUCCCACUUUAACCAGGAAAUAAUACCCCAGACAGGAAGUGAAACUAGCCAGAGUUGUAUAAUCAACACAGGUGGAUAUUCUGAUUUGGGGAAUAAAAAAUUAUUUCCUUUAGAUCUAUGCAACUGUUUCCUGUAUUCUAUUAUUAUUUUUCUAUUCAAAAGACAGAGGUUUCAUUGUUGUUGUUUUGUUUUAAUAGCGUGUAGAAAAAAGGCAGGACUUUUGUCCUCGAACUAUUAGUAAUGACCUUUUCUCUUGACUAUUUUAGUUCUUAGUGUUUGUAAAAGAUCCCUGGGUAGCGCAAAUGGUUUGCACUUGGCUUCUAAUCUAAAAGUUGGCAAUUCGAGCCCAUCAAGUGGUGCCACGGAAGAAAGACUUGAUAAUCUGCUUCCAUAAAGAUUACAGCCACGAAAACCCUAUGGGGCAGUUCUACUCUGUAACAUGAGGUCAUCAUGAGUCAGAAUCGACUUGAUGGCAACAGGUUUGAUUUUGGUUUAGUGUCCGUACCACACAGUUUAGUAUUUGGUUAAUUGGUUGAUUUCAUUAGGCCCAGGGGAGUCGGGGAAAGUGUUUGGCCCUCAUCAGAAGAUCUUUUAGUAAAGUCUCUCACCAUAACCUCAAAACUGUCAUUUCCCAUUGCAGGGCUUAGGCCUCCACUGGACCCCGUAUAGCACUUGUUAAACUUUCCUGCUCUGUUCUUCUUUCAUCUCUUUCUCAGAAUCGCCUGCGAGCUUUCUUGCUCUCGAAGGGUUGAACCAUUAUUUUGGAAAUACAAGGCCCUGGAUGCUGACUUAGUUUACUGUUAUUGGUGGUGUUUUUUUUCCAUGAGAUACCAGGGCGACAGCUUGGCUUUUCCAUCAAGGACAGCACUGCUGGUUCAUAAGAUCAGUAACAAAACAGGAGCUACCUCUCAGCCCUGUGCAAAAGUGAAAUAAAUCUCGUCACUACAAAUGGGAACUAUGUUUUGGAAAAGCAGAUCUGCUGCCCAGCGCAGCUCCUAGUGGUUCAUAUUGUUCCUGCAAAUCAGAGUCUAAAAGAACAAGGCUCAGAAACACAAAGAUAUGGUAUUGGGAGCCUCUUUUAUUGAAAAAGAGCCAUCAGUCAUAAAGGGUUACCAUGCUCAACAAUUUUUCUCCCACAACUGGAGGUAUGGAUUUUUCUAAAAAGCCAACCAAUUCAUGGCUCUGAACUGGGACAGCUUUUCACCAGGCAUGAGGCAAAUUACAAAAGUGACUCUUACUUUAGGAAUCUCUGACAGAGCCAGGCUGGAAAUGAUUCAGGAAAUUUGAGCUAGAAGAUACUUCUGAUCCCUGGGAAACAAGGCCUCAGUGUAUGGAGGAACCUGAAUUUGUAUGUAGAGCUCCUGUCGCCAGAGGUGGCGUUUACAUUGGCCUUGACUUUGGGGCAGAGGCACAAGGGGAAUUGAAAGGUUGUUGUGAGGACCUGCUAGGAAUGUCUUUCUGGAAGCCUUGAGAAGGUCGCCCAGAUGCCAAAAUUUCCAUGGGAAGUCCUCUACACAGCUGUUUGGGAGUGGGAGGUGUUUCUCAUGAUUCUCGCCUCAUUUAGAAUAAUUUAUUACUUUACUUGCAAGAGCCCAGAAUCAUCCAUAGGACAAACACUGUUUAUUUUUCCAUUCCACACCAAAGGACAGAGACAUUCCUGGGUAAUCCAAAGAUGCCUUAGCAAAACCCAUGCCAGCUUCAAGGCGUUCUGAGAACUGGCUGGACGGGGUUCAAGACUAGGGCAAAUAGGACCAGAGCAGAUGAGUCCAGGGCAGAAGCCUAGAGGGCGCAGCAGUGGAGAGAAGGGAAGGGAGCUGGAGCUACAGAAGCUGAUCAGGAAAUCCCGCUGUGCCUCCUCAAGGCAUUCCUUAAAUGCAGUGCGACGUCAGCUCUUCUUUAUGGUAAUUCAGGUGUCUCUCAUUCUUCCAGGAAAAUUCAGCUUAUUCAGGAAACCUUGUUACUACCCAAGUCCAUAAUGAGCUUUCCUUCUCUGGACUAUUUUAGUUCUUAGAGUUCGUAGCAGGCGAUUUAGCAUUUGAUUAGUUGAUUGAAUGAUUUAACUCAUUUCUUCAUUCAAUAACUCAAUUUAUUGAGUUUCUCCUACGAACUUUAUACCGAACACACCAGACUGAAUGUCGCAGUUUUUCUCUUUAACCUGAAUUGUUCUUUAGUUCUUAAUGCAUGUAUGUCCUACUUCCCCUUUACACUAUUUACCCUUCUUCUGUGUUCUUCACAGUCGCUAGCCUGGGAUGAGUCAACACUCAGUUAUUUAAUACAUGUUUAUCUAGUGGCUAUAACCAGGAGGACCUGGAACAUCCCUCACUUUUCCUACGCUGCUGCUGUUGUUGUUGGUGUUAGUUGCCAUCAAGUCAGCUCCACCUCAUGCCUCCUUGUGUAUAACAGAGUGAAACAUUACCUGGGCCUGCACCGUCUACAUCCUCCUUGCUAUGUCUGAGUUCGUUGUUGUGGCUGCUGUGUCAACCCAUCCCAUGGAGGGUUUUCCUCAUUUUUGCUGACCUUCUUCUUGACCAAAUAUGAUGCCCUUUUCUAGCAAUUUGUCUUUCCUGAUGAUGUGCCCAUUCUGAACUGCAUCAUCCUUUCAGUACACUCUACGUCUAGAUAACAUCAGACUCUUAAAUAGGAAAAAUAAUGCCUCUCGACAUGGGUUACUGGUGGAUAAAAGAGAAAAUGUGCAUAAUGUUUAACACAGCUCGUGAAACAUAGUAUGUCCGCAACCAAUGACAGCUAUCAUUAUCACCGAUACAGCUCUCUGGCUUAAAUUGAAUUGGUGUAUGCCUUUUCUUGAUGUAAUUAAAUGCUUUAGUUUAAAGGUUUCCAGCCAGACUAGGGGAAAAAAAUACGGGACUCAAGGGGUAUAACAUAACAAUGAUAGAGAUGGUAACUAUUAUGCUGAGAUGUUGUUACUUGUGUGAUUUAAUUAUGCUUAGAAAAAAAUCAAAGUGCAUUUUACAAAGAUGGCGCCAAAAGUGAAGAAGGAAGCCCCUGCCCCUCCCAAAACUGAAGCCAAAUUAAAGGUAUUGAAGGCCAAGAAGGCAGUGCCGAAAGGUGUCCAUAGCCACAAAAAAAAGAAGAUCCGCACUUCACCCACCUUCCAGCAGCCCAAGACACUGAGGCUGCGAAGGCAGCCCAGAUAUCCUUGGACGAGCGCCCUCAGGAGAAACAAGCUGGACUGCUAUACCAUCAUCAAGUUCCCUCUGACCACCAAGUCAACCAUGAAGAAGAUAGAAGAUAACAACACACUUGUGUUCAUUGUGGAUGUCAAGGCCAACAAGCACCAAAUCAAACAGGCUGUGAAGAAGCUCUAUGAUAUUGAUGUGGCCAAGGUCAGCACCUUGAUCGGACUUGAUGGAAAGAAGAAGGCAUAUGUUCAAUUGGCCCUUGACUAUGAUGCUUUGGAAGUGGCCAGCAAAAUUGGGAUCAUCUAA